This is a messenger RNA of Bombus pyrosoma, 9967 nucleotides long. It is a transcript of the gene svp, whose product is annotated as nuclear receptor subfamily 2 group F member 1-A. Gene Ontology annotation, biological process: cell differentiation; regulation of transcription by RNA polymerase II; anatomical structure development. The record is from RefSeq and is a predicted model, not a curated record. Lineage: Eukaryota; Metazoa; Arthropoda; Insecta; Hymenoptera; Apidae. Gene Ontology annotation, molecular function: nuclear receptor activity; zinc ion binding; RNA polymerase II cis-regulatory region sequence-specific DNA binding.
GUCGGCAGUCGGUCUCUGGUCGGCCCCAAGAAUAGUCGUAUCGAGGCGGUAGUCGAGUAUCACCUCUCUUCUCCUCCUCCUGCUUGUGCCGGCACGAGCGCACUCGUCGACCUACAGGCAUACGCGCAGCUUAUCGACUGGGUUGCGCGCGCGCGAGCGCGUUCCUUCUCCUCUUUCUCUCUUUACCUCCUUCUCGUUCUAUCCUCCUCUUCUCUCUCUCCCCAUCGCACCACUUUACACGCCAGCACGCUCGUUCUCCGUUCCUCUCUACCGCGGUGGCUCUCUCGCGGUUCCGCGUUACCUCGUGGCUGCCCUCCGUCGCAACCGCCACCGCCACCUCCACCUUAGCCUCCUCCUUUUUCGCCUCAUCCUCCCACCCUGGUUCGCGCGGUUCGCGAUCUUCGUCCUACCGCGGUGCUCGAUACCGCGAUCCUUUGGCCUCUCUGCCUCCGUUCUCUCCGCGUGUUUCCUCCACCUCUCCGGGCAUCCAGCACCCACCCUGUGGCGUGCGUGGAGCACACACCCUCUCCGCCCUGUGACUCGGUGGCUCGUGCCACCGCGCAUCCACCCAGCGUCGAUAUACCACGAUACCGCGGAUACAACGACGCGAGGAUACGCGGCUGAUCUACCGCGUGCGCGCGAUCGCGAUCUCGAUCUCGAUCCCUGAUCCCCGAUCCUCGUCUCCACGACUCGACCCUGCGCCGUUGAGACGCGCGACCCGCUCACCCGGAACGAGUCGGUGCUCGGUGGUGUCCAAGUUGCGUGUUUUUCUCUCUUCUUCCGGAAUACCGUUGCUGCCGCGAUCGUCGCCAGAAACAGUGACAAGUGCGAGCGCGUCCGCAGGAUCGCCACGAGAUUUCGCCGAUCGCCGGGCUGUGGAUCGCGACCUGGUGACGCGAGAUCCUGCGAAAUCGAAUCGCGGUCGAUCGGACCAACGCGACGGUAGUGAUCGUUCGAUCGGCGCGCAUCGCACGGUUCGUCGCCGUGCCGUUCCGUCGCCGCGUCGGAACCAACGACGAUCGCGCCGCAGUCGCGACGGUGAACCAGCGAGGAUGUCACGCUCGGGAUUCAGAUUCCCGACCUUCUCGAGCAAACUCUGACCAGUGCGCGUGUGUGAGUGAGCAAAAGUGCGUUGUCGUGAGUUGUUUGUUGGACCGUGAUACGUGGUCGAGGUGGUGCCCGCGCAUUCGUCAAACUCUCGUUCGAGGAAAAUCGGCGGAGGAAAGCAGAGCGGAAGAAGGGACGUAACGAGAAGGCAGCGAAGGCGGAGAAUAAGAAGAAGAGGAAGAAGAAGAAGAAGAGGAAGAAGAAGAGUAAGAAACAGCAGCAGCAUCAGCAUCAACAGCAGCAUUAGCAGCAGCAGCAGCAGCAGCAACAGCAGCAGCGAGGAGAGCGAGUAGGAAACGGCGGCGACGAGGGGUGGUCGGCGGUGGUCGCGGCCAAGAAGAGGAAACCGGCAGGGUGGUUCGAGGCGGGACAGGAGGCGCUGACGCCCUGGCGACUGCCGGGGUGGUUUACCCGGCCGCGACAGCGACGUUGUUCCCUGGCCGGGUGUCAGCUGGACACCACCACCCCGAGUUCACCACCACGUUGGAGGUGGGGUUCCCGGCGCGCGGCACCACCGCCUCUAUGGCGUUGGUAGCCGCGCCGCCCUCGUGGCCCUCGCGGGACCCCGGGGCCAGCUUGGCCGCGACCGGUGCAGUCCGCCGCGGGCCCAGGCCCGAUACAAAUCGCUCCGCCGCCCCCGAUGCCCCCGACUCACCUGACGCCCUCCGCCACGCCGGAGGACAUUACCUGCCUCGUGCCCGCCGGAGCGGUUCUCACGCCCAGGGACCCCCUGCCGCCCAGCACCACCCCCGGAAGCCAAGCCAACAGCUCGCAAUCCGGCAGCUCGCAAACCGACAAAUCGCCCAACAUCGAGUGCGUCGUCUGCGGGGACAAGAGCAGCGGCAAACACUACGGCCAGUUCACCUGCGAAGGAUGCAAAAGCUUCUUCAAGAGAAGCGUCAGGAGAAACCUAACUUACUCGUGUCGAGGAAAUAGGAACUGUCCCAUCGACCAACACCAUAGGAAUCAGUGCCAGUUUUGUCGAUUGAAAAAGUGCCUGAAGAUGGGCAUGCGCCGGGAAGCCGUACAAAGGGGUCGAGUGCCACCGUCGCAGCCAUCGCUACCAGGUUUGCCGGGACAGUUCGCCCUGACGAACGGUGACGCGGUCGCGUGUGCCAACUUGAACGGUCAUUCUUACCUCUCCUCGUACAUAAGUUUGCUGCUGAGGGCAGAACCGUAUCCGACCUCGCGAUACGGCCAGUGCAUGCAACCGAACAACAUCAUGGGAAUCGACAACAUCUGCGAGCUCGCGGCGAGAUUGCUGUUCUCGGCGGUCGAGUGGGCCAGAAACAUCCCGUUCUUCCCGGACCUACAAGUCACCGACCAGGUUGCCCUGCUCAGGCUAGUUUGGAGCGAGUUGUUCGUGCUAAACGCGAGUCAGUGCUCGAUGCCUCUGCACGUGGCGCCGCUGCUCGCCGCGGCCGGUCUUCACGCUUCCCCCAUGGCGGCGGAUCGCGUCGUCGCCUUCAUGGACCACAUCAGGAUCUUUCAGGAACAAGUGGAAAAGUUGAAGGCGCUACACGUCGACUCCGCGGAGUACAGUUGCCUCAAGGCCAUCGUCCUCUUCACCACAGAUGCUUGUGGAUUGUCGGACGUGGCGCAUAUCGAGUCCCUUCAGGAGAAAUCGCAGUGCGCCUUGGAAGAAUACUGCAGGACUCAAUACCCGAAUCAACCGACGAGAUUCGGCAAGCUGCUUCUUCGAUUACCCUCGCUGAGGACGGUGUCGUCGCAGGUGAUCGAGCAGCUGUUCUUCGUUCGGCUGGUCGGGAAAACGCCGAUCGAGACGCUGAUCAGGGAUAUGCUACUCAGCGGUAGCAGCUUCAACUGGCCGUACAUGUCCACGAUGUGACAUUCUGUCUGGCGACAGCUAGCUUCCGCGUAAUACCCUCGCGCCAUUUCCCAUCGCCUCGUCCCUCUUCGACGUCGUCGUCGUCGACGUCGUCGUCGUCGUCGUCGUCGCCUCUUCGCCUCUCCGUCGUACGAACACCGUCGCGCCGCUUCGAGCAACUUUCCAACGAUUCGCCAAGCAUUCGCGGCUCCCCUGGGCUCCGGAACGGUGUCGAGGAAACGAACCGCGCGCGACGAUCGGUCGAGUCGGCGAAUCUGGACGAGGACGAGCGAACGAACAGCGAUAAAGACGCUGGAAGGUCGCGGUUCCAGCUUUUUCGAAGCACGCGAUCGAUCGCGCUACGGAUGAAAGGAAAGGCGCGAGCUCGCGUGUUUCGCCAGACCUUUUUCUCUGGAAUUGCAUCGCGUCCCGGCGCUCGAGGAACCGGGAAAGCGUUCGGGCUCGAACGCAGGAAAGAGAAGAAACGGGGGAAUUGAGACGAGCAGCGGUAUGAAAGGGGGAAACGCGGCGCGAAGAAAUCAUAAAUUAGCAUUUGUAAUCGACGGCAGGGGAUCUGGUAGAUCCUUCGCUGGCCGCUAUCUCGCAUCGAUCUCGCGUCGAGUAAUUGCCGUUAGUCGAGUCACGCCGAAACCCUUAGUCACUCGUUUCGACGUUUCGUCGUCCGCGUUCGUUCCACCUUUCUUCCACCGUCUUUCGUAUUUCUUCUUUCUUAGUCGGUUCUCGCGAACCACGCUUCCCGACCGCGUUUCGCGCUACUCCAUCGAAAUUCACCGAAACGACCCAAUUACACGGACCACUCUCCGCGUCUUUCCCUCGGAGCAUCUCGAUUCCGUACCACGAGUUUUCGAACGCGUGAUUUCUUCUCUUUCUUAAAUACCGUCUACGACGUCGCGGACCGUCUUACCGAUUCGCCGGUAACUAGUAACGCGGUAGCAAUCGUUUUCUCCAAGGGAGAGAAGCUCGCUUUCCACAAACACAGAAAACAAUCUGCGAAUUAUCGUCCGAUCGGUGGUCGUUUUACCUCGUCGAGAUAGUCUUCCGUGCAAAAGGUUUUCUUUCCUCCGCGUUGCGUCUCGCGACUCUGUAAAGUUCAUAUCGCGCGCGAAACGCGCGUUCGAACGAAUAAAAUUGGCGAGAUCGAGCGGAAUCCGCGCGAAUUCCUUCUUUCCACCUUACGAGACGACGAGGCGAGCGAUCGCGUCGCGUACCUAUCUUCCGGUCGACAUCUACCUCUCGAUCGACCACUCUCGCUCGUAUCCGUUUUCCGCGGAUUGCCUAUCGCGUGCUUUUUCGCUGGCCGAACGACCAUCUCGUUCGGCGAGGAAUCAGCGGGGCGAUGUCCGUUCCGAUUCGGUCUCGCAGUUUACAGGAGUCGCGAUCCGCUCGAAGAACGCGUUCGGAAACGACGCGACCAGCCGAAAGCGAACAAAUAUAUUUUUCUUCCGCGAAUAUGUUCGACCGAUCGCUGGUCGCCCGUCGUUUGAUAAAUUCGCGAUAGCGCCGACAGCGACAGCGUCAACGACGGACACGGUAAGAAACGAUUGCGGGGAAACUCGGCGAACGCAAUGUGAUAUACGCGUACGUCGAAAUUGAAAUCCGAUUUCUCGACACACACACGGUGCUUUUUUACGUUAUGAAUACUGUACGCUAGCCAGGCUCGAUGCGCUGUACAGAGUUUGCCGAGACGUCGAACGACAAAUCGUUCGAAACGAGCGAAAUUAUCGAAUAGCGCGCUACGUUAAGUAUGUGGCGAUGUCGAACUCUAGUUACUUAGACAACCAUUUAAGGGUAUAUGGGAUAUUUCUAAUAUUUUUAAGCAGCGAUCGUUUCUUAAAUGCGCACGCGCACGCGCACACAUACAAACACAGGCACACACAGGCAUACACAGACACACAUACACACACAACAAAGAGCGAAACAGCAGCGCGUUUCGAUAGAAAUCCACGAAGCGAACGCGGCCGAGGCGAGAACCGAAUCGACGAUGCGAACGGGGUUCGCUGUCCUCGAGACGCGUUCCCUUCGUCGAACGCAAUUUUUCGAGAAUGUCGAAGGAUGUAUUAUAUCGGAUACGAAUUACGUUGUGGUUGAGUGUACGUAGACCGAAAUGACAUUUAUGUAGCGUUAUGUAUAAAGGCGCGAGAAGAUUUUUGUAUAAAACGUGUACAUAAUUAAUAUAUAUGCAUAUAUAUAUAUAUUAUAUAUAUCAUAUAUAUUAUACAUAUAUAUAGUAUAUAUAUAUAUAUAAAAUAUAUAAAAUACAGAUAUAAAUACGAUUAUAAAUACGAACGUAAGCGCGAAUAUAAACACGAAUAUACGUCUAAAUGUAAAGAAAUAUAUAUGUCAGAAUUACAGAGUUUUGCACGUUCAAUCGAAACGCGCCCAACCAAUGCAAUGCAGCGAAAGGAGCAGAGCGUGCGAAGCGAGGCUGCGUCGUAGGACUUUGCUGUCGACGAGUCCAGGUAAGCCUCGACGAACGGAGCGAAUUCUGGCGAGAGGGACGCGUCACGUUGCUCGUCCGCGUGCGUUUCCGAACAUUCCCGCACGAUCGUCUUUCCAUAUGAACAAUCGCCGAGCGCAUUUUCCCUGACGCACGGCAGUGAUUUCUGGUCGACGCGACGCGACGACGAUGCAUCUGUCUGCGAACGCGACCCCGAGUGCCCUCGCUCGAGGAACGCGACUCGUUUCGGUUCUUCUUUAACCUCUUUUCCUUUUCCCGUACCGUUCGCACUCUCCUGUCAGCUCGGUUGCCUGCCACUCCGGACCGUCCUCCGCUUCGUACGCCUGUACGCCCCUACGCGAGCGACGCUACCUAGUUGCCCCUCUUCCACGUGCUUUCUCUUCCCAUUCUCUGCCUCCCCCCCCUCCCCCUUAGUAGUCGGAGUGAAAAAGCAUUUUUCGUUUUCGACCGGUGCAAACCACGUGUCUACGAAGGACGAUCCAUCCGUAUAAAAAGGUUUCGCAGGUGUUGGUUGCUGCGAGAUCGGGAGCAUCGCGAGGCGAACGCAUAAAACAGGGAUAAAUCACGCGAAGGAUGCCGAGCACGGCUAGGGCGAAGGAGCAAAAACGAAGAGAUCGCGAGCGACGGUGUGGCGUGGCGCGCGGAUAGCCUCGAACCAGCCGGAUGCUUAGAAUUUCGAUAAAUCUAACUUGGCAGGAGAAACAAACGGCUCAGGGGGAGACUUUUUUCCGUGCGAGUAGGUACCGUCGCGGUUUUUGGCUCUCGUUCAAAAAUCUCGCUUCUUUUUUCGUUCUCCGACCGCUGUGCGCACGGUAAACGAUGGAAUAACGCGAACGAAAUCGCGCUCGAUCGAAACGAGAGCCUGAGGAAGAGAAAGCUGAUCGCGCGGAUCGUUGCCCGUCCCUCGUCCUUCGCUGUUAAGAGGAAUUUUGGACCGAGUCCAGACCGACCAAACGUUCGAAUCGAUGAAUCUCUUUCGAUCGUUCCUGCUACCACGGUGGAUACGUGCUUACAUACCGUGUCUCGUCGCGUUCGAUCGCUCGAGUCGGGCCGACACGCGGUUUCGAUCAGGCUGAACGUCGAACCCGCGCUACGAAAUCGGCCGGAGCAGCGAUAUCGCUUGACUCGCGAUUGCGUCAUCUUCUAUUACCAUCCGCCAGCCACUGCUACGCGAUAUCGAUGGCUGGCGGUCGCGUCACUCCGAUCGUCGAUCCGGCUGCGCCGGAUUCGAGUAAACCCCUUAAGCAGGCAACUGUUUCUCCUUCCUCUCCCCCUCCCUCUCCUUCUGCUUCUCCUAAUCGUCACCGAUGCCGACGAUGACGAACGCGUUCGACGCGGCGACCAAACCGAUUGUCCGAACGAAAGGAACCUCGAAUUCGUCGUACACUACGCGACCCAUCGAAAUCGCUUCCGCGUUCCUCUUCCGUACGUCGUUCGAGUGGAUGCGAGUUCGUUGCGUUUAGAGCGGUAGCUGCGGCCCACGCGUCACUCGCGAUUCGUUGGACGAAGCGUAGCUCGGCUCGAUCGCGGACAGGGUGCGUGGACGCGACCACGAGGCCCGUUCUUAACGAGCUCGCGAGUCUACCCCGUGCACGGCGAGCCGCGUAAACGAGAGGCGGAGCAACCGCUUGCAAGAGGUCAGAGGCCACUACCAAUCGCAAUCUCCCGAUAACCACUCUUCUCGCUGUAACUCCUCUCUCGUCGGAUAUACGCUGGCCGUCAGUUUUUUCCUUUCCACGCGCUGCAAACGAUGCGUGGAUACGCGAGCGCCGCCCUCUUCGCGUCGCUUUUCCACCGUUCCAUCGGCGUUCGAUCCCGCGAAAAAUCCAAGUAGUCGGACGACUAUUCGUCACCGCAAUCGAUUCAAUCACAUUUUCCGACCUCGCGCGUUCCGAUAAACGACACGUGUCGCGGCAUCCGCAUAAUCGUUCGAUUUGUACGCGUCGCUCUUCCGUUCGUGACCAUUGCCGUCGACCGACGUUAAAAGGUUCGCCUUCGCUUUUCUCCUACUCUCCCUUAUCGGCUUCGUUUUACGCGAAGACAAAUAGCUUCUCCUUUUUUCAUCCGCUCCAUCGUUUCCGCUCUGCACGCGCACGUGCACGCGCUCGUAUUUACCUUUAACUAGUCAUUCUCCCGAUUUCAAUUUCUCAUUUCCACUGUUCGGCUACGUAAUCGAGAUCGAAUCGAUCGUGCUACUCGCGACGAACGACCGAUCGAGUUUCUUCGAGCUAUGCUGCCGCUUUUCCCCCUUUCGUCGUCUUUUUCGCGCUUUCGUCGCUCGCGAACGGUAAUCGCGCCUGAAAAGUCACGAUUUUUCUGGUUUUCGUCGUUGCGUCGCGUCGUCGCGAUACCUUCGGUCGAGAACGAAACGAGAAAUUACCACGGUACAUACUCCAAACGUAACCGCGAUUAUCCCAUUAGCGCCAUCGAUCGAUAGCUCUUCGAAUCUCUUGCUUACCUCGUAAGUCAUCGAUCGACUAUCGUCUUCCCGUCGAUAGAUUUCAGGAUGUAGCAGAACCGAACGAUUCAAACUUACCGUUAGCAAGAUCUUCGUUUCCACGCAGGUGGUAAAGAUGGAAAACUUCACCGUCGAAUUUCCUUUACCUUGAUUCGCCUCCUGUUUAAACUCGUAAGCGAGCAAGUACCCGUACUUGGACUCGUUUAACUAUCGUUCGGUGUACUUAUGUAAGUAUGAUAAGCGGCGUAACGGUCUCUGAUCCAUCUCGUAUGUUCGUGGGAUCGUUGUAACCGAUCGAAUCUCUCUAUAUUGGUUUCUCAGGUUAUUUUUGCGCGCAUUUCAUUUACUAAAAAUUAACCACAGUUGAUAGCAGAUCGAAACUUCCGCGGAUAACAUAUCGGUAUAAAUUCCGUAGUGUAAGCACGUUUAAGUUUUCAUGUAUAAUGUAUCUGCGUCUUUACGUGAUCGAGAUUUCGCAAUUCUCUUAUUUAUUGUUGGAAAAUCCUCUUACGAUAGAACGAAAUCGUCGACAUCGAUGUGCAAAGAAUCGACGCAACGAGAAAUCUUUUUUUAAAGAAUGCUUUUCCGUUCAAAUCGUUAACGCAUAAACGAACCAAGGACGAACGCUUGUUAUUUAUCUACAACGCGAUUCUAUUUAUAUAGCCUAACCGUUUUUCUCAUUUUCUUUUUUGCUCUACGACGCGAACGUGGUACGCGACACUACGCGCUAAUAAUCCGUCUCCUCCGAAACAUCGGAUAGAAAUGUUUCUCGCGAGCCUUCACACCAGCAAAUUUGAUCGCUGCUGCGUUACCGUUCCAAUUAUUACCGCUUUGUCUCGCGCAAAAUCGUAUAAAUAAUCCCAGCAAUUAAGCAAGUAAAUGCGUUGCUGUUUGAAUAAAAAAUGUAAUUAUCCCUGCGAGCAGAAGGCCAAUCAUUUACGAGACGUUGACGGACUAAAUUGAAAUAUUUUUUACCUUUUCCCGUAAUACAGUACGUAAAUACGUAAGGUUCUCCCGUUCCGUUUAAGCGCUCGCUUAUGGAUUCAAGGAUCAACUUUUUUGAACAUCGAUUUCAUUCGCGGUACUUCCAUUCUCCUCUCCUUCGCACAUAGCCGUACGAACUUUCUCGCCGAGGAACAACCCUCGAAGGGAUGAACGCCACGAUAACGUUUUCCUGAUGAUGACGGGAUAAAAGCGUUUGUUCCACUAUGCAAACCGGAUAGACUGGGUGGUGCCUGUGAAAAAUCAGCAAUCGGAAUACGUUCGGCAAUGUCGCCGUUGGAUCGAUCUAAGAUAAUUUCAGAGACAAUUCGGAUGAAGAAAGAACGUCGAGACAAAGAUACGGAUCUAGAAAAGCAACGAUAAACGGUCUGAAAAACGCGAAUGCUCGGUCGAAUCGGUACACGCGAUUCAAUGAAAUAACCAAUGGCUAAAAUAAAAAACAAUUUAUUAACGACAAUAUCUAUAAUUACACUGUAAUAUAUCGCGCAUGAGAAGCAGUAUUCCACUUCGUAUGUCGCCUAUAUUUCCCCGUUUCUGUUCGCAGAACUGCUGCAUGUCAGACCAUCGAUCAAAUCGCGCAAACUUACCGUUGUAAUAAACGAAAAACGUUCGACCGGCUCUGCGAUUUCGAGUUCGUGUUGUCGUCUUGUUCGUUUGAACGCAGAUGCGGAAAAUCAAUCGGGAUGAUCGUGAAUGCGAACGAGGAAGCGAAUAGAAAUCGCACAGUAAAAACGAACGAUAGGACGAAACACUGCUCGGUCAUCGCCUUGCAUCCUGUCUUAUUUAAUUAUUUAUUUUUCAUGCGCAAUAAUAGUAUAGAGCGAUUUACUUCGUAUCACCUGUAUCGAUAUAUCACGGUGGUUUGGAAUAUCGAAUCGGAUAGCUGAGAUGACGUCUCUAACGCGAGAACGUCGCUUGGAAAGAGACAGCGAGUCGAAUAAAAGUUCCGAUGCGAGAAGUACAAUGUUGCAACGAUCGUUGCGAUUCCGACGAUGCAGUGCGUGAUUUGACGCGUUCACAGCCGUUGACGUAAAAUUACGUCAUGUGUAAUAUAGGUAUGUAAUAUAAAUAAUAAACAUUCUAUUUAGACGAA